This is a messenger RNA of Lindgomyces ingoldianus, 1518 nucleotides long. RefSeq lists its product as uncharacterized. The record is from RefSeq and is a predicted model, not a curated record. The transcript has 13 exons. Lineage: Eukaryota; Fungi; Ascomycota; Dothideomycetes; Pleosporales; Lindgomycetaceae. Bases 1 to 1518 code for a protein of 505 amino acids.
AUGACCAACCCGGCUCUCGCUGAGGGCUCGAAGGACUUAGGAAGCGAGUCUAAUAGGUCUCGUGAUGAGAAGAACUUUUUGAGGACACCAUCUGUGGAGUUUCAAAAGGGUUGGAACAUGAGAGAAGAGUCAUGUCGAAGAGAGGCGAUUGAGAGCAUCGCCUUUGAGAGUGGAGAAGGCGUCGGUUGCCCGGGCGCUGGGGUCAGGACUGGAUCUGACAGAUUCCUAUCAAGUAACCAAGACACUUAUGACUGGUCUCCGCAGAAAAUAGUACGCAGAGCUAUCGUCGAGCGAUGUAUGGUCGAUAUCAAGCAAUCAGCGUGGAGUGGUACAGUGAUGGGCGUACCCGGCAGGAAGGAACGCCAGGCGCUCUCGGAAAGUCAUCUGGGCUUGCUGGGUGAACACGGUCCCAUGCUGAAAGCAGGGAAGGAUGACGCAGAAGAACGCCCUCUGACACGGUUCAUUUAUUCUUCUGGAGGAUCGGGAAAGCGAGGCGGAACGCAUUUCGUGUACGUAGAGUAUCCAUACCAACCGCCGAACGUGUUCAGAGAUCAACACGUACUCUCCUCUGAUUGGGCCAGAGUCGGAGUAGUGGGCGAAGAAGAAACAACGGUGAGGAAGGAGGGGAGUGUAAGAAGUGAUCACGUGGAUUUGAUCAAUUCCAAUCCUUGGAAGUUCCAAAGUUACCUCCUUUCCUAUGGAGCGUGCACAUUACAAAAGCUGCCAGUUCGACAAGCUCUUUCGUGUCAGCUGUGGUUCAAUCGGGGAGCGAAAGUGGAGGCGGUGCCAACACUCGCCGCAGUUCAACGGCUGAUGCAGCCUUCGCGAAGGAUUCGGCGCCCUGAAAUAUACGAAACUGUUGCUGGCAGGGUAACCACAAUGGCGACACGGGUGCAGGAGAAGAAAAGGAGCGUUCAGAGCAGUGAAGGCCGCAGCUGCUCAUCACGGACGGACGCCAAUGCGAAAGCCAUAGAACGCCAGUCGUUGUUGCGGUUGCUGUCGCAGUCGUCUGUGUAUCCUUCUCCGGUCGCUGCUGCUGGCUGCUGCUAUUUCGAGGCGCCACGGCUCACCGAAGUCGUCUUCCCCGCCAAAGCCUCAAAAUGGCGCUGCAGAGAAGGACGAGGAACUGCGGCAGCCAGAGGCAGCCAGAAGCAGGCGGUGGCGAGAGAGAGGGGGGCUUCUGCACGCCAAGCACAGUCGAGUGAGUAUCUCACGAGGAUGUGGUCAGCCAGCAAUCGGGGUCCGCGCGGUGAAUCACGCUUCCUCCAGCUGGGUCCUGACAUGGAGCCUACCGCUUUGCACUGUGCCGAACGGCCCUCCAGUCCAAUCCCACCCCCAAUACCAACAGCAAAUAAAUGCCUUUAUCCCACGCCCGCUGCACCAAUGCGCAGCCGUCCAUGGCACAGUUUUUACUGUGAAUUCUUCGCCCAUCGCUAUUUGAUCCUCACACCUGCCUCGUGUGAGCCCACGACCAUUCUCCACGACUCGACGACUGCACGCUCCAAGCUCUCAGCCUAA